Xiphias gladius (swordfish) is the source of this 1334-nucleotide messenger RNA. It is a transcript of the gene taf13, whose product is annotated as TATA-box binding protein associated factor 13. Gene Ontology annotation, molecular function: protein heterodimerization activity. The coding region runs from base 144 to 518 and encodes 124 amino acids. The transcript has 2 exons. The record is from RefSeq and is a predicted model, not a curated record. Gene Ontology annotation, biological process: transcription by RNA polymerase II. Gene Ontology annotation, cellular component: transcription factor TFIID complex. NCBI's taxonomy places the organism in Eukaryota, Metazoa, Chordata, Actinopteri, Istiophoriformes, Xiphiidae.
GUGCAAGCGCAGCCGCAAGGGGCAGUGUUUUUAACGGGCACCUUCUUUCUCCCAGAAUCUCUUCCUCAGUCAACGAAACAGAGGCGGAAGUCAAUAGAGACUACAGACUGAUUCGGUUUUAUUCCGGCUGAACAGAGAGCAGAAUGGCGGACGAGGAGGACGAGACGGGCUACGAUGAAGAGUUGGAUGACGGCUCCAGCGGGGUCGAUGUCGGCCACGGGAAGAGGAAAAGGCUCUUCUCCAAGGAGCUCCGGUGCAUGAUGUACGGCUUUGGGGACGACCAGAACCCGUAUACGGAGUCUGUGGAUAUUCUGGAGGACUUGGUGAUCGAGUUUAUCACGGAAAUGACCCACAAAGCUAUGUCUAUCGGACGCCAGGGCCGCGUCCAGGUGGAGGACAUCGUUUUUCUAAUUCGCAAAGACCCCAGGAAGUUCGCCCGAGUCAAAGACCUACUGACCAUGAACGAGGAGCUGAAGAGAGCCCGGAAAGCUUUCGACGAAGCAAAUUAUGGCUCAUAAACACACCCUGGGACACUUCUUGACAUACAUCUAAUUUGGUGGUUCAUGUCUUUUAAUUUGCCCUACACUUCGUUUACUUGUGUUCUUUAGGAGCUUGUUCAGAUUUCGGUUGCUUUCCCAAGUUUUUUACUGACAAAUGAUUUGCAUUAUUUUACAGAUGGUAUGACAAUGACGAGCAACGUCAGAGUGUCGCCAUGCUGUUUGGGGUCGUUUGAAUAAAGUAACUUACCUAUUGUUAUCACAUGCCCAGUCAUUAAUAUUAAUUCGAGUACCCGUAUACGUAGAAGAGACUGCUGUGGCUCAAACUCACACGCACAAAUCAGCUGAAGUAUGAAAAUGGCAGUAUCAUACUGCCUUCGCUGUACAUUCUCCAACAGCAGCCAACACGCUUACAGUUGCAUUGUCAAACCAUAGCUCUUUAAGUUUUAACCCGCCCCCGACAGUGUGCAGCCACAGCAUCUACCUCGCUUGGUACACUGUUCUACGGACGACUAAAGCUGCAAAGAUUAGUCACUUACCGGAAGAUUAAUUACCAUCUGUUUUGUUAAUUCGUUGUUUUGAGUCAUUUUGUUAAGAAAAAAAAAAUCAAAAUUAUCUGGUUCCAGCUUCAGUGUGAUUAUAUGUGUGUUUCCUUAGUCCUCUAUGAUUGUAAACUGAUUAUUUGGGGAUUAUGGAGUGAUGUUUGGACAAAACAUGGCACGUUACCUAUGACUGUAGGAAGCUGUGGUGGACAUUUCCUUAGUUAGAUGCAGCACCAAUGGCAUUUAAGUUAUUAUUUGUGAAAGCACCAAAUUUAAUAAAGUACCUGCAAUACGA